Lodderomyces parapsilosis is the source of this 1554-nucleotide messenger RNA. RefSeq names its product retromer subunit (gene VPS17). The coding region runs from base 1 to 1554 and encodes 517 amino acids. Gene Ontology annotation, cellular component: retromer complex; retromer, tubulation complex; endosome. NCBI's taxonomy places the organism in Eukaryota, Fungi, Ascomycota, Pichiomycetes, Serinales, Debaryomycetaceae. The record is from RefSeq and is a predicted model, not a curated record. The transcript has a single exon. Gene Ontology annotation, biological process: retrograde transport, endosome to Golgi; intracellular protein transport. Gene Ontology annotation, molecular function: phosphatidylinositol-3-phosphate binding.
AUGGACUACGCUGACGAUUUCGAAGAUAACAACCCUUUCGCAAGACCAGAAGAAGAAGAGGAAGAACGGGUACCUUCCGGACCUCAAGUGGAAAACUUUACACCCCAAGAAGCACCUGAAGAAAAUGUCGAACCCACUAAUCAAGAGACCUCAGUCGCGGGAACUAAUCAAGACCUAAUAUCCAAAACCGAUUUACGGAAAUUGAUACCAGAACGGUUUGCUCAAAAGUACAGUCUACGCAUAAAACUUGUUUCCAUUGAGAGAAACAAGCCUGAAAAUCCAAUUUUGCGAUUAUCAGUUCAGGUACAGGGACUUCCUAAAUUCAGACACAAAGAGUAUGAGGACGUCCGUCGUACCUUCAAUGAGGUAGUCAAAUUCAACAAGUAUUUGGCGGUGUCGAAUUUGGAAGUGUUUGUCCCCGUAAUUCCCAGCUCAGUCACUUCUUACCCCACAGGCGGCGAAGACGAGAAAAAGCAAUUGAUGUUUGUAUGGCAAGAGUGGUUUGACCGAAUCACUUCAAAUCCAAUUCUUAUCCGAGAUGAAGAGUUCGUAUUUUUUGUUGAAAAUGAUUUUGGAUACAGUGUUAUAAACAGCAACAAAAAGUCCUCAGUUGCCAGUGGAUUGAUGAGGAAAACUUUGAAACAGUUUCCUGUUCCUUACGAUCCAUAUCUAGAGUUGGCAGAGUUUAGACCAACCAUCAAGAGUGCUUACUUGUUGUGUCAAAGGUUAUACCGGCUACUCGAUAAAGUUUCCAGAAGUGAAAAGCAGUUAUCCGUUCAUGUUUAUGACAUGUCCAACAAAUUGACAUUGUUGUCGCAAUUUGAAACCACCCACCCUGGAAUGAAAAAUAUGUGGGAGAAGUUGGCCAAAGUUGUCCAAAUACAAUCUGACCUUUUACUCGUGGAGUCAAUUGGUGAAAUGGGCAUUUUGGGUGAUGCGAUUCAAUACUUUGUUAAUGAUUUUUACGAGAUUAAAGAGGCACUAACCAAUAGAUAUUUGAUUAUGCGAGAGCUCAUACAGGCAGAAGCACAAACCAAUACAAAGCACAUAUACGCAAACAAAAUGAAGAACAAAGCAGCUCUAGAUCCUAUCAAAGUCGAUGAUGCGCUAAGAUCGCUAGAGUAUGCCACCAAAGUACAAGAGCUGCUAAGCUUACAAGUCAAGAGAAUCUCAGGGGAGAUGCUAUAUGAAAAGGAUGAAAUUAUUGAUUUCGCGCAAAAGAAGUUUAAAAGCUUGCUCAAAGCUUACACCCUACACAAAAUAGAUCAUCACCGUAAGAUUUUGAAGAAUUUUGAAGCCAUUCGAUUGGAUGUUAGAAGUGUUGACGAAAGAGGUGGCUUAUCCCGUUUGAAUCGUGACAAUUUGGCCAGCAUCAAGCACAAUUUACUCCAAUCACAAGCUCCUACAGGCGAUUCAUGGUCCUCAAGAACGUUUAGGUCAUUGGAAAAAGAAGAAGAAACGAAACAAAAAAGUCAGCCUCGGAGGUUGCCCUUACAAGCAACAUCUAUGGAUGCAAAAAAUGCUGCUAGUUUGUUAGGAGUAGCUACGUUUUAG